AUGGGUAAACGAACUCGCAACCCCGAAGACAUAGGUGGUGAUAUCGAAAACAUUCCUAUCUCCCAAGAUCCCCCGUCCAAAAAACCACGCAAAGAGCGCGCAGAGUCUGACUCCCUGCCCAACGCCCAAGCCAAACGAACUCUCUUCGUGCGCUCCCUGCCUGCAAUAGCAACCAGUGACAAGCUCACCGAGCUCUUCUCCCAAGACUAUCCCCUCAAGCACGCCACCGUCGUCCUCGAUCCUGAAACCAAGCAAUCGAAAGGCUAUGGUUUUGUUACUCUGGCUGAUGCGGAGGAUGCGCAGCGGGCGCUGGAAGAGUUCAAUGGCAAGACUUUCAUGGGGCGGAAAAUGAAGAUUGAGAUUGCGCAGCCCAGAUCUAGGGAGAUGGCUGAUGGGAAAGGGUUGGAGGGUAAACGGAAAAGCACCAUUUCUGCGGAGGCGGCGAGGAUCAAGAAGGAGAGGCUGGAGCAAAUGGCCGAGGAGAAGAAGCCGCCGAAGCUGAUCAUAAGAAAUCUGCCUUGGAGUGUGAACACACCUGAGAAGCUGGCUGAGAUUUUCAAGAAGUUUGGGAAGGUCAAGUUUUCCGUGUUGCCGAAGAAGAAGGGAGACACGCAAGCUGGAUUUGGUUUUAUCACGAUGCGAGGAAAGAAGAAUGCUGAUAAGGCAUUGGCUGCUAUCAAUGGCACGUUGGUGGAUGGGCGGAUUCUGGCUGUGGAUUGGGCGGUUGAAAAGAGUGUUUGGGAGACGCAGCAAGGGGCAGCUAACGAAGGCGAGACCGUCGAGGAUGACGGUGGGUCUAAACAUAAGAAGCUUAAGAAGUCUGCUGAGAAGCCUCCCGAAGAUGAAGACAAAGAAGAGGACGACGUCGCCAAUUUCUUCAAGAAAUUCGGUGACAAUCUGGAAUCUGAGGAUGAGGACGACGACGGAGACGACAAUCACCAAGAGGAGAAAGAAGGCGAGGAAGAGGAAGAGACCUGGGAAGACAAUGAGUCUUCUGAAUCCGAAUCCGAGGUCGAAGUCCCAGUCGCCCGUACCAAAGUUCUCGUGACAGACAACUCUACCACUCUUUUCAUCCGCAACCUUCCCUUCACAGUCCGCGAUGCCGAACUCAAGGAACACUUUGAGCAAUUUGGGCCCGUCCGCUACGCUCGCGUAGUAAUGGACCGGGCAACCGAUCGUCCCCGCGGCACAGGCUUCGUCUGCUUCUACAACUUACACGAUGCCGACAUGUGCUUUCGCAAUGCCCCUAAACAUCAACCAACCGGCGCCAACGCCAUCACCAAGAUCAAACACUCUAUCCUUGAAAAUGACGCUGCCGAUACAAGCGGCAUGUACUCUCUCGACGGCCGUCUCAUCCUCGUCUCCAAAGCCGUGGAGAAAGAAACGGCCGUCAAGCUUACCGAAAACGGAGAGAACAUGCGCACACAGGCCGAAAAAGACAAACGCAAAUUGUACCUUCUCUCUGAAGGAACCGUCGCAAAAGGCACACCGCUCUACGACGCUCUCGCCCCUUCUGAAGUAACAAUGCGCGAAGACUCGGCUAAGCAACGAAAAAAGCUCAUCCAGAACAACCCCAUGCUGUCUCUGUCCCUGACUCGUCUCUCAAUCCGCAACUUGCCCAAGAACUAUACAUCUAAAGACCUCAAAACUCUCGCCCGCGAAGCCGUCAUUGGAUUUGCCAAGGAUGUUAAAGCUGGGCUUCGCCAACCUCUAUCGUCGGAAGAAAAAAACCGUGGUGGAAAGGAAAUGCGCGAGGCCGAGAAAGUCGGGAAAGCCAAAGGCAAAGGUGUUGUGCACCAGGCUAAAAUCGUGUUUGAGGGUCGUGAAGGCACGAAAGUUUCUGAAGGGUCCGGUGCAGGCAAGUCUCGCGGUUACGGUUUUGUUGAAUACUCAAGUCAUCGUUUGGCAUUGAUGGGCUUGAGAUGGAUGAACGGGUAUGCGGUCGAGAAUGAGAAUAAGGGAAAGAAGCAGCGCCUGGUUGUGGAGUUUGCGAUAGAGAAUGCGCAAGUUGUCCAGAGGCGGAAGGAGAAAGAGGAUAAAGCCCGCUUACGAAGCUUGGAGGUUGAGAAACUUCGCAAAGCCGGUGAAGCUCCGCCCAAGGAGAAGAAAACUUUGACACGGGGCGAGGUAAUGAAGAAGACGAGAGAGGGGAUGAAAGGCAAAGCUGGUAGACCAGGCAAGAAGGGCCCGUGGAAGGCAGGUGGGGAAGGGGAGAAGAAGACCUUCGAGAAGGUUGAUGUGGAGAAGCGUAAGAGGACCGUGUCUGAUGCGGGGGAAGCGAAGGGCAAAAAGGUGAAGAAGGGUAUCAAGGAGCCUGAAGUCAAGGCCUUCAAGGCGGGUUUCCCGCCUGGGGAAGAGGGCAGGUUACAGCGCAGGGCACAGAUCAUUCAAAAAAAGAGGCAGAUGCGGAAGAAGCGGAAGGGCGGCCAUUAG
Molecule: messenger RNA, 2433 nt
Organism: Drepanopeziza brunnea f. sp. 'multigermtubi' MB_m1
Lineage: Eukaryota; Fungi; Ascomycota; Leotiomycetes; Helotiales; Drepanopezizaceae
Cellular component (GO): nucleolus
Molecular function (GO): mRNA binding
Source: RefSeq, a predicted model, not a curated record